Messenger RNA from Lagenorhynchus albirostris (white-beaked dolphin), 2354 nucleotides. RefSeq names its product PYM homolog 1, exon junction complex associated factor (gene PYM1). The record is from RefSeq and is a predicted model, not a curated record. NCBI's taxonomy places the organism in Eukaryota, Metazoa, Chordata, Mammalia, Artiodactyla, Delphinidae. The coding region runs from base 20 to 631 and encodes 203 amino acids. Gene Ontology annotation, biological process: exon-exon junction complex disassembly. The transcript is spliced from 3 exons. Gene Ontology annotation, molecular function: RNA binding. Gene Ontology annotation, cellular component: exon-exon junction complex; cytoplasm.
AGUGGUUUGCGUUUUCAAGAUGGCGACUCCCUAUGUAACUGAUGAGACCGGCGGCAAGUACAUCGCUUCAACACAGCGACCUGACGGGACCUGGCGAAAGCAGCGGAGGGUGAAAGAAGGCUAUGUGCCCCAGGAGGAGGUCCCAGUGUAUGAGAACAAGUAUGUGAAGUUUUUCAAGAGUAAACCAGAACUGCCUCCCGGCCUGAGCCCGGAGGCCACUGCUCCGGUCACCCCAUCCAGGCCGGAAGGUGGUGAACCAGGCCUCUCCAAGACAGCCAAACGCAACCUGAAGCGGAAGGAGAAGAGGCGGCAGCAGCAAGAGAAAGGGGAGGCGGAGGCCUUGAGCCGGACUCUCGAGAAGGUGUCCCUGGGAGAGACAGCCCAGGUCCCCAGUGCCCCACAGGCCUCCCGGGCAGCACCUGCAGCUGCCUCCGACCAGCCUGACUCAGCUGCCACCGCUGAGAAGGCCAAGAAGAUAAAGAACCUAAAGAAGAAGCUUCGGCAGGUGGAAGAGCUGCAGCAGCGGAUCCAGGCUGGGGAUAUCAGCCAGCCCAGCAAAGAGCAGCUGGAGAAGCUAGCGAGGAGGAGGGCGUUGGAGGAGGAGCUAGAGGACUUGGAGCUGGGCCUGUGAGGCCUUUGGGGAAUAGAGGAUGGACAGCAGAACAAACCAUGGGGCUCUCUGGGGUCCUGGGGAAUGUGGGCAGCAGCAGUCAGGAGGGGUGCCCCCGUACUGGCUCACUUUCACCUCUCAUGGCCCAAUUCCGUCCUCCAGAGCCUAGCCUCUCCCUCAUUCCUUCCCUUUUUUUCCCAACUCCUAUUUUUUUGGACUUUUCUCCCUCCCAUUCCCAGUGUUCAAAAUCUCAGUGACUAUCCCAGGUACCUUUGCUGCUGAUUUGGGUGUCUUGUUUAAAAAAAAUUGGGUGGGUGGGAGUCUCUUGGAGAACUGAGGUUGAGGGUAGGGGGAGUACGCCCAAGUCUUGGAGUCUUGGUUCCUGUUCACAGUGUUUAUGGGUUAUUUUCCCCUCCAUCCCUAACCUCUUUUUUUUUUUUUUUUUUUAAAGAACAGAAUAAACUCAAGUAGACAACAUGUUUUGCCUCUCUUCUUUUCAGCUUCUAGUAGGUGUUUUAUCCCCUUCAGUUUGGCACAGGAAGAUAAGUAUUGAGAGUAAUAUUCUUUUUAAUUUUUAAAAAUAAUGUGUAUCACCAAAUUAGCAACACUGACUUCUGUACACGUUUGCUCAGACUUCAGUGAAUAGAAAUUAGUGUUAUAAUAAAAUGAAACUUAAAUUUAAUUUGAUAUUAAUUUACAUGUAUCAUCAUUAUUGUGCUGCAUAGCAGUGGGGCCCUAGUAUCUCCCUUACUGUUUACUUCUGAAGAUCAUUGACCUAAUUUUUUUUUUUUUUUUUUUGGCCGCAUCGCAGGGCUUGCAGGAUCUUAGUUCUCCCACCAGGAAUUGAACCGGGCCACUGCAGUGAAAGAGCCGAGUCCUAACCACUGGACCACCAGGGAAUUCCUGGGACAGCUCUUGAAAUUUUAUCUUCUCAGAUGCCAUCCCAAGAUGGCAUUGUGGGGCAAACUAAUGACACAGGACGAGGAAUUUACAGCCAAAAAGAGCUGUCACUUAAUUUUCGCAUACCCUCUGAUUUCCACACCUUCACUUGUCAUCAUCUUUCUUUCUAGCCAGCUGCCAGAAUAGAAAGCCACGGAGGAGAAGUCAGCCUUAGUUCUUAGCCUGACUCUUAAGGUUCUACCCAAUCUGGCCUCAUUUCUUGCCAUUCUUUUAACUCUAGUCAAACUGCUUCAACUCUACUGAACUUUCAUUUCAUCGAAUGAGCCAUAUUCUCUGAGCCUUAGUCCUUUGCCCCUGCUGGUCCCUCUGCCUAGAAUACUCUUCCUGUCCCCUUCUCCCUAAUCAACUCUUUCUUAGCCUUUGGAUCUCUGCUUAAAUGUUAUCUUCUCUGGGAAGACUUUUGUUACCCUCAAAUAUUAAUUAAGGUGUCUUUCUUAACCUGCUUCCUUAACACUCCACGCUUACAUUUGUGGUGGCAUUUAUUAUAUUGUCACUUGUUUUCUUGUUAGCCCUUCUCCUCCUCAUUAGAUCAUGUGCUCCUCGAGCAUUGGGAUUGUGUUUAUUAUCAUUGCAUCCCGGUGCCCAAUAUAGUAAAUUCUCAAAUGUUUGGCUGAAUGAAUGAAGACACAAGCUAUGUGGGGAAACAGAAGACGAGGGAAAAUGUAUGCCUUCCACACCUGAGCAGUUACUGAGAACUUGAUUGGGCACAUCAGUGUGAGACCAAAAGUUCAACUUCCCUUGUGUAAGAAAGACCCCUAUGCAAUUAUAAAGAUUUUAAAUAAGA